AUGGUGCGUUUUGACGAGCUUCAACGGGAUGCUAUUCAAGAAAUUUCCAAAAAGCUCACAUUCUUGCAAGAUUACAUCUAUCUCCGGGUGGUAUGUCGUCGUUUCUUCUCCUCCAUUCCCCCAACCCCUAAGCACCUGCCUCUGCAGCUACCAUGGCUUUUCUACCCUCCUCGCCAACAAAAUCGCAGAUUCUUCAACUUCUCUACCCACAAGUUUCACCACCUUAGCUUCCCCAAUACCUCCUGCCACCAGAGGGAAUGUGGGUCUUCACAAGGUUGGCUCGUCAUUCUCGACGAGAAAAGCCCGAAAAUUGUUCUAAUCAAUCCUCUCAAGGGACUCGAACAAGAAAAGGUCCACUUGCCUGCACUGACCUCUUUUCCUAAUGUGAUAGGCUUCAAUCCGUCAAGAACUGGGCAUGAGUUUGAGGUUGAGAGUUAUGAAGGAGGUAAAAGUAACCUCUUUUGUUUAAAAGCAAUGAGAGAUAGAUUUAUAAAGAAGAUCAUAAUAUCAUCAACUUCAUUGAAGGACGCUGGUUUUGUCGCGGUUGCACUGCUGUCCAAAUCAAUGGCUUAUUAUAGGGGUGGAGGAGAUUUUUCUUGGAGAUUCAUUGAUGUACUGUUGACUUCUUGGGUCGAUAUAAUGUAUCACAAUGAGCUUCUGUAUGCAGUCGAUAUCAGUGGUGACAUCAUGGUCUGCAAUUUGAAGAGUGACCCACCGACAGUUUCAAUUAUCGAAAUGCAAGAAACACCAAGUGAGGUAGUUUUGUGUCAUGAAAUGUAUUUGGUGGGUUCAACGGAUGACUUGUUCUUGGUUCUGCAGUAUUUAGACACUCGUUAUUAUUCUGAUUACCGCCUAUCACACACAACAAGAAGGUUUGAUGUUUUGAGGAUUGAUCGGAGCGAGCAGUUGGCACAGUGGAAUCCUGUCACGGAUGUGGGAGAGCGGGCUUUCUUUGUGGGACAAAAUGAAUCUGUGUGCUUCAUGGCAUCAGAACAUAUAUUUUACCAGUAA
Molecule: messenger RNA, 1011 nt
Organism: Tripterygium wilfordii
Lineage: Eukaryota; Viridiplantae; Streptophyta; Magnoliopsida; Celastrales; Celastraceae
Exons: 1
Coding region: 1-1011 (336 amino acids)
Source: RefSeq, a predicted model, not a curated record